UGGAAGGGGGAGCUUUUACACUCCAAUCUUAAACAGAUGCCGGAAAUUUUCUACUAGGUGAGAAUCUCUCCUCUCGAGCCGUAAAACCCAUGGAUUCCCUCCACAGGUUGCAGAUUUCCCCGCCAAAUUCCGUGCGGAGACAAAUGUAGCUUUCGAUUCUGAAAACUAGGGUUUUUUGUUUUUGCUGGUUCCUCGAUUCCGUUCAUCUUUUAUCGCAAAAUUUGUCGGGUCGGAAUCUUCGAAAGCUGAGAUGAAGGAGCUCUUAGGAGGUCCGGGAACGGUGGGUGGGUUGGUAAUGAGAAUCGGUCAGUGUGCUUCUGCUGCUACUUCCAUUGGCGUCAUGGUCUCUGCAAAGGACUUCGCUUCUCACACCGCUUUCUGUUACUUGAUUGCAUCAAUGGGUCUUCAACUGCUAUGGAGCUUUGGACUUGCUUGUCUUGAUGUCUAUGCUCUUCGGCGCAAGAAAGACCUUCAAAACCCUAUCCUUGUUAGCUUAUUUGUCGUCGGCGACUGGGUGACUGCAAUGCUAUCUCUUGCUGCUUCAUGUUCAUCAGCAGGUGUCGUUGUCUUAUAUGCCAAAGAUCUGAAAUUCUGUGGUGCUGAGAACAGAAUCCCAUGUCUUAGGUAUGAAGUAUCAGUUGCCUUCUCUUUCAUGACAUGGGUUCAAAUUGCUGUUUCUUCUCAUGUCACAUUUUGGAUCUUAGCCUCUGUUUAAGCUAAAGAGAAAAAACUUUUUUUUUUUUUUUUCUGAAAAUGAUGCAUCUUGUAGCUUAUCUGACUUGAUAACAUUUUGUUUCAAUCAAAACCUGCUAAUGUUUCUUGAGUUUAA
This is a messenger RNA of Tarenaya hassleriana, 829 nucleotides long. RefSeq names its product CASP-like protein 5B2. The record is from RefSeq and is a predicted model, not a curated record. The transcript has 3 exons. NCBI's taxonomy places the organism in Eukaryota, Viridiplantae, Streptophyta, Magnoliopsida, Brassicales, Cleomaceae. Bases 251 to 715 code for a protein of 154 amino acids. Gene Ontology annotation, cellular component: membrane.